AUGGGUGUAAUAAAGAAAUAUUUUAAAACUCAAUUUCGCUUCCAAAUGUUUAUGUUAAAAGAUGAAGAUGUUUCUGAUUUUUAUUUGAGUGCUUUCCAAAAGAAUCGGUCCACUGUACCCUUAUUUUUUAUUAGAUUGAUAAUUAGUUUCGGUUGCAUCGGAACACUUAUAGCAUCUGCGAUGACAAUCACCGAUUUUGGUUAUUGGCCUAUAUUUUUAACACACUGGGGGUUGGUUUUAAACGCAAUUGCCGCUGUGCUUGGAGUUAUUGUUUCCGCUCGGGCAUAUUUACGAGGACCUAUCGAGGCCAUUUUCGGACUACCUUGGUAUGUCAAGAUGUACUGGGUAAUGACUAAUAUAGCUACCACGAUUGCCUUAUUUAUUACUGUUUUUUAUUGGUCAUUUUUAACAGAUUUAGAUGAAGAUUACGCUCCGAAUGAAAUUCUCGACGUGUUCAUUCACCUCGUUAACAGUAUAUUGAUGCUUGCACUACUGCUGUCUGCCCGACAACCAAUGCGUCUGCUGCAUUUUUACCAGCCCCUCGUCGUGGGAAUUAUUUAUAUGAUCUUCAGUAUUAUAUAUUACUUCGCAGGCGGAACUAAUCCAUGGACAAAUGACCCUUACAUAUACCCACCACUCGACUGGUCAACGCCCGGCACGGCUGUUGUGACAGUACUUAUAUCAAUGUUUCUGAUAACAAUUUUAAACGCUGUAUGUGCAGCACUGGUCGUAGGACGUGAUACGCUGGGCCGCUGCUGUCGAAAAGAUAACGAAUAUCCCAUCUCUAUUGGAAAUUACUAA
This is a messenger RNA of Parnassius mnemosyne (clouded apollo), 801 nucleotides long. Lineage: Eukaryota; Metazoa; Arthropoda; Insecta; Lepidoptera; Papilionidae. The record is from the annotation of a GenBank genome assembly.